UUUUCUGUCAAAUACUGUCAAUUCUGUAAUCGUUUUUAUUAUUUUAGUUUUCUCUGAUUGAGGAUUUAAGUAUGAACUAAAUAUUGGGGAUGUAUUGUGAUUUAUGUGGCAAUAAAUGUUGUGAUAUUGUAAUCAAUUAAUUAAAUAUUGAUUAUAAGUUUUAUGAAUGUGACAUGGAUUUACAAACGUCGCAUUUGGCUGCCGCUUUAAUGUCUGGCAGUAUUUACAAUAAUACGCCAGCCGAAACAACGCCAAACAUCGAAAAUAUCGCAAAUAAACCUGAAAAAUCCAAUGAAACUUUGAAAGAACAUCCUGACGAAGAAAAAGAAGAAAUGGGUAGUGAAGAGGGAUUUUCGGAUGAGGAAAAUGAAGCACAGACUGGCAAUAAGUCUAUUCCAGGAAGAGGUGUUACUUUACAAAUGCUACUAGAAGAAAAAAUGCUUGAGCCUGGAACUGCUGCAAUGACUAUAGAAUACUUGGGUCAAAAAUUUGUUGGAGACUUACAAUCGGAUGGUAAAAUUAAGUCACAUGAAACAGAAACAAUUUUUUGUUCUCCUUCUGCUUGGGCAAUACACUGUAAACGUAUUAUUAAUCCAGAUAAAAGGUCUGGAUGUGGUUGGGCUUCUGUCAAAUACAGGGGGAAAAAAUUAGAUACAAUAAAAGCUACAUAUCUUCGUAAGAAACAAUUGCAAAGAGAAAAUAUGCACACUGAUGAAGAAACAGAAAUGGAAGUUGAAAAUCCGCCAGAACCUCCUCCACAAAGGGUAGUAAUGAAACACAACACAGUACCCAAUAGGAUGAUGCAGCAUGAUACCAAUAUGUUGAUAGAAGCAGUGUCAUUUUCUUCAGUUGGAAAAGCGCAACCAUUUAUUGUGUCAGUAAGUUCGAAUGCUUGCCUCGUGCUUGACAUACACUGCCAUUUGAAGAAGGAAGAGGUGUAUGGUUAUUUGGCUGGAACUUGGGAUUUAAAUACUCACAAUUUAAUGAUAACUCACACAUUUCCUUGUCUUGUGAGCAAAAAUGACAGUAGACCAAGAGUUUUAGUGGAACUAGAAAUUCAAAUGGAAAUUGAGAAACUUGGUCUCACCCUCCUUGGAUGGUAUCAUUCUCACCCAACGAAUCCUGCAAUGCCGAGCCUAAGAGAUUGUGAUAAUCAAUUAGAAUAUCAAAUUAAAAUGAGAGGGCCAUCUGAAAUUUCUUACAUUCCAUGUAUUGGUGUAAUAUGUUCACCUUAUAACCCAGAAAGUCCAGUCUUGGAAUCAUCUUUAACAUUUUUUUGGGUAAUGCCACCUUCAGAACAAAGACCCACAGAAUAUCCCAGGCCCUUGUUAUUGCAGUACAAUAUGAUACAUGAUAGUCAUUUGUCACCACAUGCAAUGGAACAGAUAAAGAAAAGCAUAAAAUAUUAUUUUACUUUCACGGAUGACACAUUUAUUAAUUUUAAGGACAAUUUCAAACCAGAUAUAACAUUUUUGGAUAAACUUAAGUGUACAUUGACAGCUAAAUUUCCACGUGAACAAAGCGAUGGCUUACUUUGGCAUUUCAUACGAGAUGAAUUAGGAUGCUCUUCUGAACAUGACGAUAAAAUGGACUUAGAUGCAUUAUUAGCAGUUCCUCAACCUAUACCUGUAUCCAAACCUAGUCAAACAACUUCAGUUCCCAACUUUCCGUCAGUUAGUACACUGCAACAAAUGGUUAGUCGACCGGCUGGCGUUCCGCCUAUAAACGUUUCUUCAGGCAUUGGAUCGCCUCAUAAAUUUGAAACGCCUCCAUUAAAUAUUCCCGUAUUGUCGACUUCUACGAAAUCAUCAAAGUCAUCGAGUUCCUCUCUCUCAUCAACAUAUCCUACGGGUUUAGAUAUGCUGACGAGUAUGGCAUUAGGAUUAGGAUCUUCAAACUUACCUCUUCCUUUGGGUACUACAGGUUUGGAAAGUCUAGCCGCCGCUAACAGUAUGUUAACUGGACUUACUCCUAAUCUACCGUCUAGCUUAGCCGCAAGUUUAUCUAGUAAUAAAUUACCUGAUCCACCUUCAUAUGCGGCUUCUCUUCAAAAUUUAACAAGCAGUAUUGGAAACUAUGAUAAAACACCGUCUAGUACUGCAACAAGUACCACAUCCACUCCUAUUCCAGCAAGUAUAGCUUCUAAUCUAAUGAUGAGUUCUGCAGAUAUAGCUAAUGCAUUGUUUUCUGCUAGUAAAUAUUCAAGUGCUGGUAUUUUAGGCAUUCCAGAUCCCAUGUCGAAAUCAACUUUAGCCGCCAAUAAUAUGUUUCUAUCACCGUCAUUAAUGAAAAUGCAAGAAACUCUUUUAAAACCGCUGUCUAGUAGCAGCUCAAUAUCUUCAAAAGUUGGUUUAGAUCAAAAUGUAUUGAUGAAAUCUCCUCACGAUCUGUUAAAAGGUAAUAAAGACUAUUUGCCGCCUGAUUUUGGGAGUGUGGGAAAAGGGAAAACGGACAAUGCUUCUGUAGAUGCAGUGAAGCUAUCUGAAGGAAGUGGCUCUUCAAAAGGAGAAUCCUCUAAAUCUGAAAAUGUUGAUAUGCAGGCAACUGAUUUUAGUAUGUCGUCACGCGUGGGUGGUGAUUCAUUUUUGAAUCAAAUGCUAGAAUUAACAAAAAAGACGACUAUGCCGGACUACAUGUCAGAUUAUGGUCAACCACCAUUAAAAAUGGCUAAGUCCGAAGAGCUGCCGGCUCCUGUGCCACCGUCUAGUCAUUCAUAUUUAAAUACAUCUAGUAUCGUAGAUACUAUAGCACAAGUAGCAAUGGGGAAUUUUUCCAAACACGAUGAAUCGAUGGAUUAUAUCAAAGAACAAGAUUACACUACAAAUAAAACCACAAUGAAUGAGAAUGAUAAUUAAAAAUGGAAUCUCAUGAUAAUAUUGGAAUGAUUGUAAAUUAUGCUUGGCAUUUAUUUUAUUGUAGUAAUAUGGUGUGUACAAGUAUACUCAUACAUAAGGUAAAGGCCGAUUUUUUAUCAGGUAUGCUUUUUUAAGUGCGUUUGUGUAUGUGUGGACAACUUUUUUUAUAUUAAAAACAAAUCUCAGUAUUUUAGACUUAAUAUAAUUUAUAAUAUUAAUAAAUAAUAAAAAUGGUAAUAAAAUUGU
Molecule: messenger RNA, 3101 nt
Organism: Galleria mellonella (greater wax moth)
Lineage: Eukaryota; Metazoa; Arthropoda; Insecta; Lepidoptera; Pyralidae
Product: MPN domain-containing protein CG4751
Exons: 7
Coding region: 174-2855 (893 amino acids)
Biological process (GO): double-strand break repair
Cellular component (GO): BRISC complex; BRCA1-A complex
Molecular function (GO): metallopeptidase activity; polyubiquitin modification-dependent protein binding
Source: RefSeq, a predicted model, not a curated record